UCUGGAAAAGUCUCCAUUGUCGGCGUGCUCUUUAACAAACUUGCGUCUCCGCGGCGGCCCCCCUCCACCAGAGAGCGCUGUUUCGAUUGCGAGCCACUCUGCUGGUAACCCUGCUCAGGACAUUAGCCAAAACCCGGCGCAGUCUUGGAUGCCACCCGUGUGUGAGCCACUCUGGGUUCCCAUCGAACCAACCCCAAUGCGGUCGGAGGAGUCGAGACCAGCCAAGCGGCACUGCGUGCUGUAUGAAGUACGUGACGAUGAAGCAGAGGUCGACACUGAGUCUCGGGACAGCCAAUCUAGUAGUGGCCUUGACACGUCAGUCUUGCUGCAGUCAAGAAUGAUCGAGACAUCUGAAGAUCAGGGCCGAGUCAUCUACGUUGGCGACACCGCCACUCUGGCAUAUCUGCAAGUAGUGCGCAUGCUUUUUGCGACCUUCCUUGGAGACGACUCGGAGUUCACGAAUGACCGCGCGCGUCACACCAUUCUUGAGAAGAAGGUAUCCUCGCUCUCUAGCACAAGGCACAGCUCCAUCUUGCCCGACAGGGCCACGACGGAAGCUUUAGUAGAGUCGUUCUUCGUACAUACUGUGGGAUUCGUCGACCUCUUCGACCGCGGCUCGUUCCUGGAAUCAGUGGGUUAUUGCUUUAUAAACCCUCUGGCAGUCUCUCCAGCAUUCUUGAGUCAGCUGUACCUCGUGCUCGCGAUCGGACUGAUAUUGGCGGAUAGAGAUGACACCACGACUCACGGCGGGCUACUGAUUGCGAAACUCCACGCGCAGAGCCAUGUCUAUGCAGAGUCUUUCUUCAGAAAUGCCAGGGGCUUGGCAGAUUUCCGCCCAGACUUUGAGAGUGCCAACACAUCCACGGUCGAGAUUCUACUGCUCAUCGCUUUAUGGAAGCUUACUUCCUGGAGAAGAGAUUCGGCGCACCACUACCUGAGUAUCGCGGCACACUCGGCGUACGCGUUGGGAUUGCACCAGGAAGCAAAUGACGUCCUCUUCCCACUGCUGGAGCGAAGAAAACGACGCAAGCUAUGGCGCAGCCUGCUAAUCUUUGACAGUUUUCUCGGCGCUGCUGGACUCGGACGGCCCCUUGUCAUUGUGCACGAAGAUUAUCCCAGCUUGAAAGCCGGCGAGUCUUCAUCACAGCCACAUCUCGAGUGCUCCGUGCCCUCGCCAUUCGAGCACACCCACAAUUUAGCGGCUCAAGCUGCGGCAAAGACGAGCCGCAUCCUGGCUAUGGUCCUUCGUAAGCAGUAUGCUCGACAGAGGCUGUCUACCACUGCGGCUACCGGCCUUGUGAGCACGUUCGAGGACUGGAAUCGCUCGCUCCCUGAUCUGUUGCAUUGGAGACGACUACAAGAUGACAACCUCGACCGUGCCCACGGAAUUGCCGUUCUUCAUACAAAUGUGUUCCAGCUCAAUGCAAUCAUUCUCUUAACGCGCCCGUUCCACCUUUUCCACAUGAAGUCGGUCUUGCCGGAAAGCCGCGAAGCAAAAGCGAAGCAGUUCCGUGCUCCCAGAGGCUUGCGCAACUUGUCGCGAUCAUGUGUCGAGGCCUCGUACCAUUUAUUGUACCUUGUUCAUGUCGCCCACGAGCGGAAGCUCUUGACACGGUGCAGUCCGUUUGCGAUUCACCCUACAUUUACAGCCGCGCUGAUUACCUUGACAAAUGACUUCGCCCCACUGUAUCGUGCUCCAGACUCCGAAACGUUGUUCCGCCAUGUGCGCUCGGUCUUGAGCUUUUGUGCUGAGCAGGACUAUCAGGCACAACGCUACUUGGAAAUUGUCGACCAUUUCCACAGCAGUAUCAGAUUGAAAUUGUCUCUUCGGAAGGGCCCCCUGCUGGAGCCAGGUUCGCAUUCGAUCUCGACAGCCAUGCACAACAAAGAUUGUGACCCAUUGUUCACACUCUCCCGACACGGUCAAGCAAAUCACACCGUAGUCUCAGCACAGACUGCGAAUCGCGUCUCGAGCCCGCCCGCCCCGCGCAAUCAACUUAGGAUCCACGGCAAGGGUUCUGCGACGCAACCAAGUCCAGAAGGCAACAUGCCUGUCAACAGCGGCGGCACAGGCAGCACGGCCACUCUCGAUGCCAAUGGCACUACCGCAGAGGCUGGAACCAUGGGUGAUGUCAGUUUCUUCUUCACCGACCUGUAUACUUCGAAUGCUCAACCGAUCGGGAGCGACACCAUCGCGGCAGCCAGUAUGUACACAACAACGGCCUACAUGCAUCCCCAGUGGAGUCAUGAAAGGACGAGUCGCGGUGGGCCGCAUCCCCAACAGCUGUAAGGCUGUCAAAGUUGCAGGAGGAUAUGCUCGGGCUUGUCGCGCGAGUCACCUCCUUGUGACUCAAUCCAGGCUUCGAGGCAGGGAAAAGGGCAUGGCAUGGAGUCAGGUUGUUCCGGACAGAACGAUGAUGAAUCAGUUCGCGAGUCGAGGGUGGUCUUUUGACGCAGGCGCUUGAUUACUAUGGAACUUUUCCAGAGAGGUAGCAACACAACAUCAUCAUUUAUCUCCAUGAUUGAGCCGG
Molecule: messenger RNA, 2531 nt
Organism: Microdochium trichocladiopsis
Lineage: Eukaryota; Fungi; Ascomycota; Sordariomycetes; Xylariales; Microdochiaceae
Exons: 5
Coding region: 149-2290 (713 amino acids)
Biological process (GO): positive regulation of transcription from RNA polymerase II promoter by galactose; DNA-templated transcription
Cellular component (GO): nucleus
Molecular function (GO): DNA-binding transcription factor activity, RNA polymerase II-specific; RNA polymerase II cis-regulatory region sequence-specific DNA binding; zinc ion binding
Source: RefSeq, a predicted model, not a curated record